GGUUACGAGAAGACCGAUGAUGUGUCAGAAAAGACUUCCCUGGCUGAUCAGGAAGAAAUGAGGACGAUUUUCAUUAACCAGCCUCAGUUUUUAAAGUACUGCAACAACCAUGUCAGCACUGCAAAAUACAAUCCUAUCACCUUCCUGCCAAGAUUCCUGUACUCUCAGUUCAGAAGAGCAGCCAACUCGUUUUUCUUGUUCAUUGCCUUGCUGCAGCAAAUUCCGGAUGUAUCUCCAACUGGUCGAUACACGACCCUGGUUCCACUGCUCUUCAUUUUAGCUGUAGCUGCAGUAAAGGAAAUCAUAGAAGAUGUUAAACGACACAAAGCUGACAAUUAUGUGAACAAGAAAAAAAACUCAAGUUCUAAGAAAUGGUGCCUGGGAGAUUGUGCACUGGGAAAAGGUAAAUGUUGGCGAUAUAGUUAAAAUAAAUGGCACAGAGUAUAUACCCGCUGACACUAUUCUGCUCUCAUCAAGUGAGCCUCAAGCUAUGUGCUACAUUGAA
Messenger RNA from Staurois parvus, 505 nucleotides. Lineage: Eukaryota; Metazoa; Chordata; Amphibia; Anura; Ranidae. The record is from the annotation of a GenBank genome assembly.